Leptinotarsa decemlineata (Colorado potato beetle) is the source of this 1351-nucleotide messenger RNA. RefSeq names its product probable dimethyladenosine transferase. Gene Ontology annotation, biological process: rRNA methylation. The record is from RefSeq and is a predicted model, not a curated record. Gene Ontology annotation, cellular component: nucleolus. Lineage: Eukaryota; Metazoa; Arthropoda; Insecta; Coleoptera; Chrysomelidae. Gene Ontology annotation, molecular function: rRNA (adenine-N6,N6-)-dimethyltransferase activity.
GUGAAUAGUGAAUUUAUAGUUAUUGAAAGUGAAUGUAACAACUUGAGAGCGUUGAGCCUACGUCCAUAUGAAUUUUCAUUGCUGCAAAAAGUCUUCCUGCACAAGAAGACAAAAAAAGAGUUCUCAGUUGCUUUUUUAUGGGUUUACUAAUCCACCAAAAUUGUUUUAUGUUAACUUGAAGAUUCUCAUGGACAAAGUAUGAUGGGCUGUUUUCUCAACUUUCGCUUCGUGUUCUGAACAUGGAACACGGAGCGAAUAAUAACGUACUGUAUUACAUAAAGCAACACUGCUGCACCCCCAGGACAAAUUUCUCUUAGUGUAUAUUACACAACUGGAAAGAUAACACUGGCGGCUGACGGAUCACUGUUGAGUUUUAGAAUUCGUCUGAUGGGAAAAGACAAUAUAGUUGGUGGUUGAGUUUUAAUUCAAAGAAGUAUCGGUGGCUGCCCUGUAACAUUGACGUGUAUAGAAAUCUUCGUUCUAUGUUAUGUACAAGGUGGUACAAGUACAAUUUUGCUAAAUGUCAACAUUUUUAACAACAUAACCUCGAAUAUGUGUGUUGUAUAUGUUUUAUUGAAUUGAACAAUAAUAAGGUGCAAUAUUACAUAAAGCAACAAUCUUGCACACCAGGACAAAUUUCCCUAAGUGUAUAUUACACAACUGGAAAAGAGUUGGUCAUAUAGCACUGAUACAGGAAGCUGAGGCCAGUAAAUUAAUAAGGACAAGACAAAUAAUAACUGUCCUCACCAACUCUUUCAGCAGCAUGGGGAAAGUUAAGCAGGAGAAAAAAAAGAAAUCCUCAAAUGGGAUCGUAAAACAAGGAAUAAUGUUCAACAAAAAUUUUGGACAGCACAUUCUAAAAAACCCGAUGAUCAUAACAUCCAUGCUCGAAAAAUCUGGACUGAGACCAACAGAUGUGGUUCUUGAAAUAGGUCCGGGUACGGGUAACAUGACUAUACGUCUUCUAGAACAGGUUAAGAAAGUGGUUGCUUGCGAAAUAGAUGUCAGACUGGUUGCCGAGUUACAGAAAAGAGUACAAGGAACACCUGCCCAACAGAAACUCCAGAUACUUGUUGGAGAUGUGCUGAAAACAGAUCUUCCAUUCUUUGACAUUUGUGUGGCAAAUAUUCCUUAUCAGAUAUCCUCACCAUUGGUGUUCAAAUUGUUGUUGCACAGGCCUUUCUUUCGAUGUGCUGUGCUUAUGUUUCAGGAAGAGUUUGCAAAGAGGCUUGUUGCAAAGCCUGGUGACAAACUGUACUGCAGGUUAUCAGUUAAUACACAACUUCUUGCUAGGGUUGACAUAUUGAUGAAGGUAAGUGUAGACGAAAAUUGGUAAUUAUCUGUUUCAAGA